CCAGGAGGGGCGGGGCCUCGGCCCGGGCGCACAGUCAGCCACGGUCCCAGCCUGCCCCGCGCGGGCCAACGAGAGCAAAGCCAGUGACUCACCUCCGCCGCGCUAACUCCGCGCCAGCUCUCCCCUCACACACGCUCACACCCGGCUCGAGAUGGCGGCGGCGGCGGCAGCGGCGGGCGACUCGGACUCCUGGGACGCGGACACGUUCUCCGUGGAAGACCCGGUGCGGAAGGUGGGGGGCGGCGGCACCGCUGGUGGGGACCGCUGGGAAGGCGAGGACGAGGAUGAAGACGUCAAGGAUAACUGGGAUGAUGAUGACGACGAAAAGAAAGAGGAAGCAGAAGUAAAACCAGAAAUAAAAAUUUCAGAGAAGAAAAAAAUAGCAGAAAAGAUUAAAGAGAAAGAACGGCAACAAAAGAAAAGGCAAGAAGAAAUUAAGAAGAGGUUAGAAGAACCAGAAGAACCCAAAGUGCUAACACCAGAAGAACAAUUAGCAGAUAAACUGCGGCUAAAGAAAUUACAGGAAGAGUCAGACCUUGAAUUAGCAAAAGAAACUUUUGGUGUUAAUAAUACAGUUUAUGGAAUAGAUGCUAUGAAUCCAUCUUCAAGAGAAGAUUUCACAGAGUUUGGAAAGUUACUAAAAGAUAAAAUUACACAGUAUGAAAAGUCACUAUAUUAUGCCAGUUUUUUGGAAGCCUUAGUUCGAGAUGUGUGUAUUUCAUUGGAAAUCGAUGACUUGAAAAAGAUUACCAAUUCAUUGACUGUGCUUUGCAGUGAAAAACAAAAGCAAGAAAAGCAAAGCAAAGCCAAAAAGAAGAAGAAAGGUGUGGUUCCUGGAGGGGGAUUAAAAGCCACCAUGAAAGACGAUCUGGCAGAUUACGGGGGCUAUGAUGGAGGAUAUGCACAAGACUAUGAAGACUUCAUGUGACAUUUUAUCUUCUUCUGCUGUCUUCUUUCUGUUGCCCACAAUCCCUUCAACAUGUAGCACAACUUCCUUUCCUUUCAGUUCUGCCAAAUGCUACAAUCAGAAGUGCAGUAUCUUUUGUGCUGGUUAUUUAACCCCUUGACACUUAGGUGCUAAUGUGCAAAGGAGGGAACUUGGAUCUUGCUGCCAAGGGGUUAAAAUCGGGAACUCAGUUGCUACUAAAUCAUAGUUUUAAAAAAAACAAAACCCACAACUGAAUAAUGUUGUCAGUGCUGCUAUCUGAUUCCAUAGCAGCAGUCACUAAAUUGGAAACAAGGGUUGCAACAUGACAAAAAAUUGUGUAGUAUUUACCAGCACCAUUCAGUAAUACAGCCUUAACCAUACCUCCUGGAACUACUUCAUAACUUGUCAAGAAAAGCAGUUUGCUGCAAGGGCAUGUGGUGUGCACCUAGUAUUAAAAUUGCUUUGUCUUAAAAUUGAGCGUGAGGAUAUUAAAAAUACAUUGUGAAGAAGACUGCUUAUCUCAGAGUGAAGAUACUGCAACUGAAAAAGCUCUGGUUUGAUCCUUAAGUGACCAAACCUUCCGACUUUGAAGCUGAAGAAGGUAACCCUCUCCAUUAUUGCAGUACAAGUUGUGGAAUCUCUUGAGUGCAUAGACUGUCUAGUUUUAUUUAUCAGACUAUUUCUACUGAUGGAGUGCUUCAGAUAAGGAAGGGAAACUCUGCUUGUUUUCAUUUGCCUGAUUCAAGUGUCUGAGAAACCACUCUCUCUUGUUCUCCUAGGCUGCAAUGGAACAACUUUACCAGGGUUUUGGCAUUUUCUUUUCUUUAUAAAACAUUCUCAGCAAACUGCACCAGUUAACUACAGUUUGGUAAAUUGUUAUGUUAACAAUUAUGACAUCCGCAAUGUUUUAUAAAGCAACUAAUUUAAUAAAAUCACUAUUGUGAGGACUUAAA
This is a messenger RNA of Oryctolagus cuniculus (rabbit), 1881 nucleotides long. It is a transcript of the gene EIF3J, whose product is annotated as eukaryotic translation initiation factor 3 subunit J. Gene Ontology annotation, cellular component: cytoplasm; eukaryotic translation initiation factor 3 complex. Gene Ontology annotation, molecular function: translation initiation factor activity. NCBI's taxonomy places the organism in Eukaryota, Metazoa, Chordata, Mammalia, Lagomorpha, Leporidae. The record is from RefSeq and is a predicted model, not a curated record.